Penicillium maclennaniae is the source of this 1911-nucleotide messenger RNA. Its product is annotated as electron-transferring-flavoprotein dehydrogenase. Gene Ontology annotation, molecular function: iron-sulfur cluster binding; electron-transferring-flavoprotein dehydrogenase activity. The record is from RefSeq and is a predicted model, not a curated record. Lineage: Eukaryota; Fungi; Ascomycota; Eurotiomycetes; Eurotiales; Aspergillaceae. The coding region runs from base 1 to 1911 and encodes 636 amino acids. The transcript has 3 exons. Gene Ontology annotation, biological process: electron transport chain. Gene Ontology annotation, cellular component: mitochondrial inner membrane.
AUGGCGUCAAAAGGUGCCGUCCUGCCUCUGCUGAGGCGCGAAAUGCGCUCGGCCUCCCGUUUCUCACGAACUACGCCCUCCAUCUCCUCUCUCGUCUCUGCUCGCAGCCCUGCCAGUCCCCUGUUGUCGUCGAGGAGACGUUUCACCCGCCGAUCGACAGCCUUCACGACGGUGCAGACCCGGGCGUUUUCCCAGUCGGUAUCACCGCGCUUUACCGAUGAGAAUGGCAAUUUUGACCCGCGGUCAAUCGACCGUGAAUCGGAUAAGGUGGAUGUCUGUAUUGUGGGUGGUGGCCCUGCUGGUCUCGCCGCCGCAAUUCGAUUGAAGCAGCUUGCGAACGAAGCCGGCAAUGAGGAAUUUCGAGUCGUUCUGUUGGAAAAGGCUGGAGAAUUGGGCGCGCAUAUUGUUUCAGGCAAUGUUCUUCAACCUACCGCCAUGAAUGAGCUGUUCCCCGACUGGCUCGCCGAAGAUAACCCCUCCCGCUUUGAGGGUGCCACCCCCGUGAAGAGCGAUAAGAUGCGAUUCCUCACCAAGACUUCAUCAUACCCUCUCCCUGCUCCACCGCAGAUGAACAAUCACGGCAAUUACAUCCUUAGUUUGAACGAGUUGACCAAGUGGCUCGGUGAGCGCGCGGAAGAAUUGGGCGUUGAGGUGUACCCUGGAUUCGCUGCCAGUGAGGUUGUUUACAACCACGAUGGAUCAGUAAAGGGUGUUGCGACCAAUGACCUGGGACUGGGCCGGGAUGGCAAGGCCAAGGAUAACUUUGAGCGCGGAAUGGAGUUCCACGCUCGCGUGACGCUUCUCGGCGAGGGCUGCCACGGCAGCUUGACGAAGCAGGUGAUUAAAAAGUUCGACUUGCGACGGGAUAGCCAGCCGCAAACCUACGGUCUGGGAAUCAAGGAAAUUUGGGAGAUUCAACCAGAGAAGUUCCGCUCGGGUGAGGUCACUCACUCGAUGGGAUACCCGCUUCCCAGGGAUACCUACGGUGGUGCUUGGAUGUAUCAUUUCGGUGACAACAUGGUAAGCAUCGGUCUCGUGGUCGGACUGGAUUAUCCGAAUCCUUGGCUCUCUCCCUAUGGCGAGUUCCAGAAAAUGAAGCACCAUCCCAUGUUCAAGGAUGUUCUGGAGGGCGGCAAAUGCAUUUCGUACGGUGCCCGUGCACUCAACGAGGGCGGCUUCCAGUCUAUCCCCAAGUGCGCGUUCCCAGGCGGCGCCCUGAUAGGUGACACCGCUGGAUUUUUGAACGUGCCCAAGAUCAAGGGAACUCACACUGCGAUGAAGUCCGGAAUGCUAGCAGCCGAGGCUACCUACUCUGCAUUGUUAAGCUCGAGUGAAGGCACCGUCUUCCUCUUCGACUAUGAACAGUCCCUCCGGGACUCGUACAUCUGGAAGGAGUUGCGCGAGGUGCGCAACAUCCGACCUUCCUUCAACACCCCCCUCGGUUUCUUCGGUGGCCUGAUGUACUCCGGAUUAGAGGCCUACAUUCUCAAGGGCCGUGUACCGUGGACCCUUGGCCACCACGGCACGGAUGCCGCGGCCACCAAGCCCGCGUCCGCAUGCAACAAGAUUGAAUACCCCAAGCCCGACGGCGAGAUCAGCUUCGACAUCCUGACCAGCGUCAGCCGCACCGGCACCAACCACGAAGAGGACCAGCCUGUGCACCUGCAGGUGGAGGACUGGGACAAGCACAAGGAUCUGUCCUGGCCGGUAUACAAGGGUGUGGAGAACCGGUUUUGCCCGGCUGGAGUGUACGAGUACGUGGAAGACCCUAGCAAGAAGCACGGGGUCCGCUUCCAGAUCAACGCGCAAAACUGCAUCCACUGCAAAACGUGUGAUAUCAAAGUGCCGACUCAGGAUAUUAACUGGCAAACCCCUCAGGGUGGAGAGGGUCCUAAGUACAUCAUGACAUGA